AGGGACUACGGUGGCAAUAUCAGGUUCAGCGGGCAGGUCACUACGAUAAAGUGCUUUGAGAACAACCCGCUUGUGCGAAAGGCACUUGAAGAGGGUGGAGAAGGGCGGGUGCUCGCAGUGGACGGGGGUGGCUCUCUGCGCUGUGCCCUCCUUGGUGACAACAUUGCUGAGAUGGCCUACAAGAAUGGCUGGAGCGGGAUCCUCAUCAAUGGCUGUAUAAGAGACUCUGAAGACAUUGGCAAGAUGCCCUUGGGCGUUAAGGCAUUAAACACCUAUCCCUUGAAAAGCUCCAAGCGUGAUCACGGUCUGACGAAUGUGCCAUUGACGUUCGCUGGAGUCCAAAUUUCACCAGGCGACUACCUCUAUGCUGACAAGGAUGGCGUUCUGGUGUCCCCAAAAGAGCUGAAAUAA
Messenger RNA from Coccomyxa subellipsoidea C-169, 411 nucleotides. Its product is annotated as regulator of ribonuclease activity. The transcript is spliced from 3 exons. Gene Ontology annotation, biological process: regulation of RNA metabolic process. Gene Ontology annotation, molecular function: ribonuclease inhibitor activity. The annotation marks the transcript as partial. NCBI's taxonomy places the organism in Eukaryota, Viridiplantae, Chlorophyta, Trebouxiophyceae, Coccomyxaceae. The record is from RefSeq and is a predicted model, not a curated record.